This is a messenger RNA of Suillus discolor, 1320 nucleotides long. RefSeq names its product DUF155-domain-containing protein. The transcript has 12 exons. The record is from RefSeq and is a predicted model, not a curated record. The coding region runs from base 1 to 1320 and encodes 439 amino acids. Lineage: Eukaryota; Fungi; Basidiomycota; Agaricomycetes; Boletales; Suillaceae.
AUGCCUACAAACCCGCUCUUACCGAAAUCUAUAGUAGGCGUUUCUAAGGAGCCCGAGCCGAAAACUCGCGGUGCAAACAGGUCUACGAAGGUCGCCGGCAAACUCAAGGUCCUACCAGACCAACCAACAUCGUCUACCCAAAGCAACGUUUUGCCACGUCCAGAUGCUGAGGAAAGUCUAGGCACAACAGGAGAUACGGAUGACGGGGAUGAUGAGGACGAGGAUGAGUCAGAUGAGGACGAAGACGAGGAUGUCGAAAUACGACUACGUCAAAUCUCCCAAAUUCCGCAGGGAACGGCACGAAGAGAUGCACUGAGGCUGACAAAGAAAAAGGCGAAGUCAUUACCUCGUGUAACGGCAUAUGCGACGGCAAGUUCCUAUCGUCUGCAUGAACUUUCGAAGUUUUUCAAUGCCCGGAGGGCAUCCUAUCUUGCAGACCCCAAGAUUAUUGACGAUGUUUUGUAUACUCCUUACGCAUAUGAACCCCAAGUCAACCAAGAAACAAAUGCGAAAUUCCUCCCGGCGAGUGGGGAUUUGUUAGGAAUCCCUGAACUAAAUCCCCUGGUCUCUGAAGCGGAAGACCAUGGGCUCACCUCUAAUCGCAAGAAGAUCAGCAAAUUUCACACUGUUCCAACCGAGGCCGAGAUUUUCAUUUUCGCCUACGGAACAGUCGUCAUAUGGGGAAUGAGUGAAGCCCAAGAGAAACGUUUCUUGUCCUCCAUCAAGCGUUUUGAAGUUGAAAGAUUGGCACCAGACGACAUUGAAAUGGAGGAUCUGAAUUAUUACUAUGCAAACUACAGUCGGAUAUACAAUGAUGUCAUCACCUUGCGUAAGGGAUCUGGUUACAUGACAAAGCUCUCUCUAUCGCACGCACUGUCUCAGUCUGUCAAGAUAUCCUUGUUCGAGGAGCUUAUCUCGAAUACUAUCGAAGACACGAAAGAUAUACCCGAAACAUUGUCAGAGACAGGCAAGAUCGGCAUACCCCAUAAAGAAAUUAUGCGCAAAACCGGGGAGUUGUUCAUAUUACGGACUAAUAUCAACUCUGUAGGCUCUGUCUUAGACUCUCCGGAAGUAUUCUGGAGCUUUCCCGAUCUCCAACCGUUGUAUGAUGCCGCGCGGAGUUAUCUGGAGAUCCCUCAGCGAAUCAAUCUCCUAAAUACACGAGUCGAGGCUAGUUUAGUUCUUCAAGAUAUGCUCCAACUUCUCAAGGAGUCUGUAUCAAGUAGGCAUGCAGAACGACUUGAACAGAUUGUCGUUGCUCUUAUUGGGAUUGAAAUCGUACUUGGCAUUAUCACCAUUCUCGUGGAUCUCAUGGCUUGA